AUGGCAGAGCCUCAACCUUCCGCCGUUCAGGAAGGCGCUGCCGACCCUCACGCGCCCACUAGCACAGCCGAAGACCGCAAAGCCGCCGCCGCCCUCUCUACUCUCGACGCUCCUCAAGAGGGAGAGAACGGAUCGAAGAAAGAAGUCGAUGGCAAGGCACUAGACAAAGCGAUGAAGGGGCUAAGUGUCAAAGAUAAGAAGGAAGGCGAGAAGAAGAAUGUCAAGAUUGAGGCGGCGGACGUCAAUCUGCUGGUCUCUGAACUCGAAGUUACGAAGCCAAAGGCGACAGAGUUGUUGCGUGCGCAUGAUGGCAAUGCGGUCAAAGCAAUGAAUGCGUUUGUUAUGUCGGCCCCUUGA
Molecule: messenger RNA, 357 nt
Organism: Alternaria atra
Lineage: Eukaryota; Fungi; Ascomycota; Dothideomycetes; Pleosporales; Pleosporaceae
Exons: 2
Coding region: 1-357 (118 amino acids)
Biological process (GO): negative regulation of apoptotic process; protein stabilization
Source: RefSeq, a predicted model, not a curated record